Molecule: messenger RNA, 2606 nt
Organism: Cuscuta campestris
Lineage: Eukaryota; Viridiplantae; Streptophyta; Magnoliopsida; Solanales; Convolvulaceae
Source: the annotation of a GenBank genome assembly
AAUUAAGCCAAUAAGAUUUAUCUAAGAGUGUAUGUUGAAAUUUAUAAAGUGUAGAACAAAGGAAAAAAGGCCGAGAGAGUUUAUUUAUUUAUUAUUGAAUUGCUGGGUGGUCGCGGGGAAAUAUGUUGUUCCGUUGUCAUAAUGCCGUUUUUGCUUCUUUUUCUCUCAUCAUCGUCGUAAGCUUCCGCGCCCUUUUCUUGUUUCCUCAAGUGGCAAUGGCGGCGGCAGGCGGCGGCCAUGCAUCUGUCACACGACACUACAAGUUUGACAUUCGUCUCCAAAAUGUAACACGAUUGUGUCAUACCAAGAGUCUGGUGACAGUCAACGGAAAGUUCCCUGGCCCUGGAAUUAUUGCUCGAGAGGGCGAUAGGGUUGUAGUCAAGGUGGUAAAUCAUGUCUCCAACAAUAUCACCAUCCAUUGGCAUGGAAUUCGACAACUUCAAAGUGGUUGGGCAGACGGGCCGGCGUACAUAACACAAUGCCCAAUCCAAACAGGGCAUAGUUAUGUGUACAAUUUCACCAUUGCAGGGCAAAGAGGGACUCUUUUCUGGCAUGCUCACAUUUCAUGGCUAAGGGUCUCACUCUAUGGCCCAAUUGUCAUCCUUCCUAAAUUGGGUUCUUCUUACCCCUUCCCUAAGCCCCACAAACAAGUCCCAAUCAUAUUUGGCGAGUGGUGGAAUUCAGAUACAGAGGCGGUCAUCAAUGAGGCCCUUAGGACUGGAGGCGGACCGAAUGUAUCUGAUGCAUACACCAUAAAUGGCCUUCCUGGUCCAUCCUACAAUUGCUCUGCAAAAGAGACGUUUAAGUUGACGGUGAAAGCGGGGAAGACGUAUCUAUUGCGGAUGGUCAACGCCGCAUUGGAGGAAGAUCUAUUCGUCACGAUCGCCAACCACACGUUAACCGUGGUUGAAGUCGACGCCGUCUACGUCAAGCCGUUCGCGACGGACAUCGUGGUCAUAUCGCCCGGACAGACCAUGAACGUGCUCCUCCGCGCAAAGCCGACGACGGCGGCGGCGGCUCAUCAUCAUCAUCGCCGGACGAACCCAACCUUCGCCAUUGCGGCCAGGCCGUAUUUCACCGGCCUGGGAACGUUUGACAACUCCACUGUCGUCGGAAUUUUGGAGUAUGCCGCGGCGGCCGAAGACUAUUCUUCGGCGGCCACCGGCACAACCACCGUGGAUUACCGCCGCCUUUCGCUGCCUCCGAUCAACAGCACGUCUUCCGUGGCGGGGUUUGUCAGAAAGCUGCGCAGUUUGGACAGUGCAGAGUUCCCGGCGAAUGUCCCCAAGACUGUGCAUAAAAAGUUCUUCUUCACCGUUGGCCUUGGAACCAGUCCCUGCCCCAAAAACCACACUUGCCGGGGGCCAAGUAAUAGCACAAAAUUUGCGGCCUCGGUGAACAAUGUGUCUUUUGUUACCCCCACCACGGCGCUUCUCCAAGCCCAUUACUCCAAGAACUCCAAAGGCGUCUACACUACCAAUUUCCCAACCUCCCCUCUCGUGCCUUUCAACUACACCGGUGUUCCCCCCAACAACACCGCUGUCGCCAAGGGCACGAAAGUGGUGGUGCUCCCGUUCAACACCACCGUGGAGCUGGUGUUGCAGGACACCAGCAUUCUGGGUGCAGAGAGCCACCCCCUCCACCUCCACGGGCACAACUUCUACGUCGUCGGGUUUGGGUUCGCAAACUUUGAUCCCAAGAGAGAUCCGGCCAAGUACAACCUCGUGGACCCCGUUGAACGAAACACCGUCAGCGUUCCCUCUGGUGGGUGGGUUGCCAUUCGCUUCCGAGCUGACAAUCCCGGUGUGUGGUUUAUGCAUUGUCACUUUGAGGUGCACCUUAGCUGGGGUUUGAAAAUGGCAUGGAUUGUGGAGGAUGGGAAUCUUCCAAACCAGAAGUUGCUUCCACCACCUUCUGAUCUCCCCAAGUGUUAACAAUUUCAUGCCUUCUAUAUGCGGACCAGACUCCUUACAUAACCAACAUAAUUAAUGACACAUGAUGUUUGUUUUAUAUAAAAGAAAAAAUGCAAUUUUGUGCAUUAAAUUUGUAUUUUUUUUAUAGUUCAAUUAGAGUUUGGAAAUAUGUGACAUUGAGCUAUGACAGAUUAUUGGGGAUGGCGGAGAUAACAAAUACUGUGACAACAAAGCGAGUGUGGGUUUUGAUUCAUUUUGUACUUGAGUUAUAUUAGGGUUCACCGUUUGACAUUGGACUUUAAUUAAGGUAAAUCUGAGUUGUGGUAAACUUUGAAUUUGGAUUUAGGAAAUGAUCUGUUCGAUUAGAUUAUCGGAUUUUCAGAUGACAAACAUCCUUUGUUCACGCACGAACUGGAUUUUGGCGUUAAUAUUCUAUUUUGGAUUUAGGAGUAUUAGUUGUUCGAUUAAAUCAUCAGAUUUUCAUGUGGUAAAUAUGUUCAGGGUAUUCUAUCCUUCAAUCGAAGAUGGCAAAUUUCAAUCUUUCGAUGUGAUUGUGGACACAUUUUGACACUCCGAAUUCGCAAGAACAAUACAAAUUGUGGGAGAAGGGAGAGACAUGUGUGAUAAAACAAUGCUUUUGAUCUGAUUAAAAGGAAGACCUGAAGAACACAACCAUAAAAAUGAACAAACGUU